AUGAGCGACAGAAAUUCUACUGAAGAUGAAGAAAAAACUUCCUUGUCCACAAGCACGACCAUAUUCUUAUAUAUCUUUAUACCACUCAUUACUUCAGUCACUGUCCUUGGUAACAUUAUUGUCAUUUUAUCUUUUAUUAUUGACAAACGACUAAGAAACCAAAGUAACUUUUUCCUCCUUAAUCUGGCUAUCUGUGAUUUUUUUAUUGGUGCAUUUUGUAUACCUGUGAGUGCCUCAUUUAUCAUAACUGGCAAAUGGACACUUGGUAACUUCCUCUGCAAGGUUUGGUUAAUAGCAGACAACCUUAUGUGUACUGCUUCAGUGUUUAAUAUCGUUCUCAUCAGUUACGACAGGUUUUUGUCUAUUACCCUGGCAGUGACAUACCGUUAUCAACAAAACAACCAUAGGCAGACUGUUGUGAAGAUGGCCACAAUCUGGGUGCUGUCCUUCCUUCUCUACAGUCCAGCUAUUAUUGUCUGGGAUUAUGUGUAUGGUGACAACAACACUCCUGAAGGUCAGUGUUUAGCGGGAUAUUACUACAACUGGCACUUCCUUCUUGGGGCCUCAACUUUUGACUUCUUUCUUCCACUGAUAAGCAUUUCAUUUUUUAACAUUAGCAUUUACUGGAACAUAAAACUACGAAGCCGGAAAAGAAGUCAUGCUCUUUCUUCACAUCCUCCCCCCUCCUUCCCCCCCUCCCUCACCACCUCUCCCCCCCCUCCUCCUCCCCCCUCUUUUUAG
Messenger RNA from Staurois parvus, 741 nucleotides. Lineage: Eukaryota; Metazoa; Chordata; Amphibia; Anura; Ranidae. The record is from the annotation of a GenBank genome assembly.